UGACGUCAUCACAACGGCCUGAAUGAGCAGCUGAGGGCAGGUCAUCUCUGGUUGUGCGUCAGUCAUGGAUCCGGCGUCCACCGCCUCCCUGCGCUCGGUAGAGAAUCACGCACAGCUGGUGCUGCAGCAGAUGGAGAAGAUGAGGCGACAGCUGGAGUUCUGCGACCUGCACCUCCACGUCGGGCCGGUGGUUUUCGGGGCACAUAAGCUGGUGCUGGCCGCGAGCAGCCCUUACUUUGCAGCUCUGCUGUCUGGCGGUCUGAAGGAGUCGUCGGGUGACGUGGUGCGGAUUCAGGAGGUGGAACCCGCCAUCUUCCAGCUGCUGCUAGACUUUAUUUACUCCGGCUCGGUCCUCAUCAGUCCAGAGACUGUGCAAGAACUGAUGACGGCGGCCGACAUGUUGCAGCUGAACCACGUGGUGGCGCUGUGUUGCGAUUUCUUAAAGGAGCAGAUCGUGCCCGGCAAUUGCAUUGGCUUCUUUCAGUUCUCGGAGCAGCUGGCGUGUCAGCCCCUGCUAGAAUUCACCGAGAGCUACAUCCACGCUCAUUUCCCUGAGGUGCAACAGGGGGACGAAUUCCAGGAGCUGACGAAGGAGCAGCUGAUCCGCCUCUUGCGCAGUGAGGAGUUGUGCAUUGAAGACGAGCAUCAGGUGUUCGCAGCCGCCAUGUCCUGGCUCCAGAAAGACACCACGACACGGAAAAGGCAUGUGGUCGAGGUCCUGGAGCCCGUGCGCUUCUCUUUGCUUCCACCUCAGCGGCUCCAGAAGAACAUUGAAGAAGUGACAGAUUUCAGCCUGCGGGUGGCGCUGCAGACACUUCUGAGGGAAUACUGUGAGCCCAACCUGUCCCCUAAAGAUAAGAAGCUCUGCAGCUUCCUCCAGCCCUCGCGCGUCCGACCGCGCAGGAAAGCGCGCAAAUUCCUCUAUGCUAUAGGGGGAUACAUCCGGCUGCAGGGUGGACGGUGGAGCGACAGCAGGGCGCUGAGCUGCGUGGAGAGGUUCGAUACGUUCAGUCAGUACUGGAGCACCGUGUCCUCCCUGCACCAGGCACGUAGCGGGAUGAGUGCGGCCGUCCUGGAGGGCCGGAUCUACGUGGUCGGAGGGGAGAAGGACUCCAUGAUCUUUGACUGUGUGGAGUGCUACGACCCCGUGUGUAAGCAGUGGACAGCAGUUCCCUCCAUGAAUCAGCCACGUUGUGGUCUGGGGGUCACUUCCUGCCAUGGUGCCAUCUACGCCAUGGGCGGCUGGGUGGGCGCAGAGAUUGGAAACGGCAUCGAGCGGUAUUCACCAGAGGACAACACCUGGCAGAUAGUGGGGCACAUGUCCCUGCCCAGAUAUAACUUUGCUUGUUGCGAGAGACAAGGGCUGAUCUAUGUCGUCGGGGGUAUUAGCUAUGAGGGGACAGAACUUUCUUCUGCUGAAGUGUUUGAUCCCAUUGCCAAGCGCUGGACAUCACUCCCUCCUAUGGGGACCCGCAGGGCGUAUCUGGGUGUAGCCUCGCUAAACGACUGCCUGUACGCGGUGGGCGGCUGGAAUGAGCAGCAGGACGCUCUGAACACGGCGGAGAAGUUUUCUUUUGAGGAGGAGACGUGGGUGGAGGUGGCGCCGAUGAGGACCCCGAGAGCGGGCGUCUCUGUGAUCAGUGUGAACGGGCUGCUGUACGCCGCGGGGGGGAGGGCCAGCGUGCAGAAUUUCGCAGCCCCGGUGACGACUGAUUCUGUUGAGGUUUAUAACCCGCACACAGACUCCUGGACGGAGAUGGGCAGCAUGAUAACCAGCCGCUGUGAGGGGACCCUGGCCGUCCUGUAAGUACUGGCUGAUGACGGAGCCUGGCGGUUUAUUAUUGGGUGCAGACAAGAGUCCCUGCCCGUGCAAGGUGCACUUAAUGGUUUGCCAGCUGGACAACCCGUUCCUGGCAGCUGCCCAUGGGGCCUAUGUGAGAAGUGCAGCGUAACGACACAGCUGGCACCAAAGCUUAUCGUAGUGCGGGAGCGGCCGAGGACAGUCACUUAUAGAAGGUCUACAAGCACUGGAUAUGCGGUGAUUGUGGGGGCAGGGAGGUCCCUGUAAUUCCUGUCACUACCUGAUAGCAAUAGACUGCAUAGGAGGACUGCAGCUCCACCAGCUGCAGUGUAAAGCAUGGGGGUAUGGACAGAGCACCAGAUGGGAGGUGGGCCUUCAUCCUACCUCAGACUGCAGUGGACAGUGCGGAUACAAGUCACUGAUCCGAGCGGAAGAUCGGGCGUUGGCGUCUGCUCGAAGGUUGUACCAUAAGGGACGUGUCUGCGGUUUUUGGAGCAGUUUUGCCGCAGAUCUCGCCGCUGCCUUUGCUGGUUCUGUAGG
Molecule: messenger RNA, 2341 nt
Organism: Bufo bufo (common toad)
Lineage: Eukaryota; Metazoa; Chordata; Amphibia; Anura; Bufonidae
Gene: IPP
Product: intracisternal A particle-promoted polypeptide
Exons: 9
Coding region: 65-1807 (580 amino acids)
Molecular function (GO): protein binding
Source: RefSeq, a predicted model, not a curated record